Messenger RNA from Mercenaria mercenaria, 734 nucleotides. RefSeq names its product fatty acid-binding protein, liver-like. Lineage: Eukaryota; Metazoa; Mollusca; Bivalvia; Venerida; Veneridae. The record is from RefSeq and is a predicted model, not a curated record. Gene Ontology annotation, molecular function: fatty acid binding. Gene Ontology annotation, cellular component: cytosol; nucleus. The transcript has 5 exons. Gene Ontology annotation, biological process: fatty acid transport. The coding region runs from base 153 to 584 and encodes 143 amino acids.
AUUCAAUCAGUUAUCUUUGGUCAACAACUUCCCAUGAUAGUACAUUUACUUAAGUGAUUUUUAGUCAGACAGUGGUGAAUAUUCCCAGUGAUUUAAGGUGAAACGUUCUUGCAGGAUAUAAAAAGUAAAAUCGUAAGGUACAUGAGGAAACGAUGGCGAAGGUGGUAGGAUUUUGGAAGUUAGAAACUCAAGACGAUAACUGGGACGAAUAUAUGAAAGCUGUUGGAGUUGGUUUUGCAACACGGCAGAUAGGCAAACGCACGUCGUCGUGGGAAGAGAUAAAAGAACAAGAUGGCGUAUGGACAUUAGAUAUAACAUCAACUUUUAAAAAUGCUCAUCUCAAGUUUAAACUGGGUGAAGAAUUUGAUGAGAAGACCAUGGAUGGCAGGGAAGUGAAGUCUGUGUUCAAUGUUGAAGACCACAAGUUAGUCCACUAUCAGAAAUCAACAGCAGUGGGAGUACCCGACUCUGUUGUGAUAAGGGAGAGAAUCGAUGACGACACUAUGACAAUUACAUUUGAAGCUAUCGGCAAGAAUAUCAAAGCCAUAAGAAGAUUCUCAAAGCAAGUUAAAGCUGGGAGUUAACGCUGAAAUUGAAUGACAUUUCAUAUUUCGCGCAGUUAUUUUAUCUAUCACGUGCACUGUAUGUUUUUGCAUACAUUUUUAAAUAAAUUGGGCGGACAUUAUUUUCAAUGUCAAACCCUGACAUAUAUUGAAAUAAAUUAUAAAAUAUCA